Messenger RNA from Linum trigynum, 2798 nucleotides. NCBI's taxonomy places the organism in Eukaryota, Viridiplantae, Streptophyta, Magnoliopsida, Malpighiales, Linaceae. The record is from the annotation of a GenBank genome assembly.
GACACAAUGCAAGAUUAAUUCAUGUAUGAUUCUAUCUUUAUUCUCGUCUCGUGAAAGGCAUAGAGGAUACAAAUUGUGGGAAGAAUAUAACCAACCCUACUUUCUUUUUGUAUUUCCCUGUUGCUAACACUUAAUUUCUCGGUUUAUUUAUGUCUUUUGUUUGUUUUUUUCUCGUGGCCGUGCUAAUUGAUUAUAACGAUGCACAAAUGGUAAAACAGGAAAUAGCUCACAAACGAGAUUAUUAUUAUGCUAGUUAAAGGAUAAUCAAUUUUACGAAUUUGAGAAAAGAGUGCAAUGUACAUGUUAUAUUGUUAUGGAUUGUAGAACCAAAAUAUUGUACAUGUUACAUUAGUCAUUGAUAUAGACAUUGAAUGUUGUGUGGUUAGAGGACUUAUAUUUUAAUUUUCAAUAUUUCAUGUAAGUAUAUAUUGGGCAAACAUUGAAAAUUGAUAUGUAAUUGAAACAUAUAGGGCUAUUAGCCUUCUUUCUUCAAAACCUAGUUAAGUCUAAUCUUUAAAAAAUUGAUAUUCGAAUUAACCGCGUAACUGAAAACAAGAAACUCAAAACAAAAAAUACUCACUAUCAUUAUACGCCAUACAUACGUAAGUGUUGUUGUGGUCCUUGUGGAUUCAUAAACGUUGUUGUGGUCCUUGUGAUUGUCAUUUACUUUUGAUGGCAAAUAAUUCUUCGCACCGAAUGCCGACUAAAUUGGAAUCGAAUAUACAUGUACAAUCUUUUCAUACAACAGACAUUCCGAAAAAAAAAAAAAAACAACAACAACAACUUGAUGCAUGUGCUCCACGAAUUUCCUAUCUAGCUCCCCCUUUAAUUUGUUUCCAAAAUUUUCUCUACCGAGUUAUUAACUCAAAAAAGAUUGGUCUACGAGAGGGAGAUAAACUGAAAGAUUCUUAAUAGUUUGAGCCCGACAUUUCACUACCUAGCCAUGCCACUAACAUCAUUCAUAUAUGCAUGUGGACCAAAACAAAAGAGAAUUGUCGUACGAUGUUGUUUAUAUGGCUUCCAAUCAAUCCAUGGUCACAAAGCCUUUAUUUAUGAAUCUUGUUUCUUCUACGUACGUUGGUUUCAUAACCCUGUGGCCACAGCGACUUCUAUAUAUAAUACAAGGCAUUUACUCUCUCCAACUAUCCCCCAAGAGAAAUCCAUCAUCAUAAGCCAUAGCUUGGAGGUACAACAAUGGAGGUGGAGAAAGUGCUUCACAUGAACCAAGGGAAUGGCGAAACCAGUUACGCCAACAACUCUACAGUCCAGAGCAAGAUCAUCUCUUUGGCCAAGCCUGAAACGGAGAAAGCACUCGUAGGGUUACUCCAACGAUGUUUGGUCGAUGGGACGACCGUGCUCGAGAGGCUUGGGAUUGUGGACAUGGGUUGCUCGUCUGGACCGAAUGCGUUUCGCGUAGUGUCGGAGAUAAUCGAUGUCGUGUUCGCCGAAUGUCAGAAAAUGGAUCGGCCUGUCCCGGAGCUCGGUAUUUAUCUCAAUGAUCUCCCUUGCAAUGACUACAACAACGUUUUCGUGUCGUUGCCCGAAUUUUACAAAAGGUUGAAGGAAGAGAAAGGAGAUCAAAUCAGUUGCUUUGUGUCCGCUACUCCCGGUUCUUUCUACGGGAGAUUGUUUCCUAAAAAAAACCUCCAUUUUGUUCACUCUUCCUCCAGUCUCCACUGGCUCUCACAGGUUCCGGCAGGACUAACAAGCUGCAAUACUCUCAACAAAGGAAAACUAUACCUAUCCAAGACCAGCCCGAGGACCGUGGUCGAAGCAUACACGCGCCAGUUCCAGGACGACUUCUCGACGUUCCUGAGGUCACGCGCCGACGAAAUGUUCCCAGGAGGACGCGCGGUGCUCUCAUUCAUGGGCCGAACAUCCAACAGCGACCCGACCGACGACGUGGGCUGCUACCAGUGGGAGCUGCUGGCGCGUGCGCUGACGAGCAUGGCCGCCGAAGGGCUCGUGGAUGAGGAGAAAAUCGACUCCUUCAACGCUCCUUACUACGCGCCCUCGGGAGAUGAGGUGAGGGUGGAGGUGGAGAGGGAAGGGUCGUUUUUGGUCGAUCGGAUCGAGCCGUUGGAGAUCGAGUGGGAUGGAGGGAGAGUUUUGGGUGUGGCGGCGGCGGAGACGCGAGGGGAGACGGUGGCGAGGACGAUCAGGGCGGUGGUGGAGUCGAUGGUGGAGUCGCAUUUCGGGGGAGGGAUUGGGGACGAGCUGUUUAGGAGGUAUGCGGUGGUGGUGGAUGAGCACUUGUGUGGGAACAAGGCGGUGUACGUCAAUUUGGUGGUUACUUUGGUUAGGAGGGACUAAUUUGUGAUAAGAUUUUAUAUUGUGAAUGCAGCCAAUAAUGUCACAAAAGAAAUGUUACCAGCUAAACUAAAGAUAAAUUGUUAUUGGUUCUUGUAACCCAAAUCGCCAACAUUGUUAAUGGCCCUCACUGUGCUUACUUGCUAGUUGCUCCCUGCACCCACGCACCGAAAUAUGCAUACAAAAAUGGCUUCAGGGAACGAGAUUGGAGUCGCAGAAGACUCGUCCAGUGUAAAACCGGUCGCCAAGUAUCUCAAGGGUGAGGUAAUUCAAUAGAUCGUCACUACUCUCUAGUGUCGACUGGAAAAAAGCAGAGCCAAAAAAAUUCUUGUCCCCCUGUUUUCCACAUUCUUCAUCAUUAGGGAGGCAGACGUUAGGGUUUGUAGGCCAAAUCACCAACACCAUCAAUAACCCAAUCCUUCCACCAGUUCCCUCCACUUUCGUGAUUUGCUCUCACCAUCUCAUCCUAUUAAACCCCAGCAAAAUUG